AAAAAACUGAGAUUAAAAGAUGAAGACGUCCGUGGCUGUGUUGACUUUCUCCCUCUUUUACCUUAGUCUAGCUGAGGAGCAUCAAUGGGACCACCAAGCUCCAGAAAGCAAGAGCACACAGAUUCCAGGCAUAAUCUGUUCAUCUAACAUAACAGGGAGCAAGGAGAGCCCCAGCCAACUUUUUGUCAUUUUAAGGGAGUUAGAGUCCAAACUGAGAAACACUGAGAAACAAAUAGAGGAUCUGAGGAAAGAAGUCCAAGGAAAUCGGGUGGCGUUUGGAGCAUCAAUGGGCAAAGUUGGAGAUGUUGGACCAUUUAACGUUGCCACGACACUGAUCUACAAGAAGGUCUUCUUCAACACAGGAGAAUACAAACCUGCAACAGGUAUUUUCACUGCUCCAGUCAAAGGAGUUUAUUACUUCAGCUUCACUGGCCAUAAUCUAUCAACCAGAGACAUGGGGCUGAGACUGAUGAAGAACGGAGAGCUGAUGGCUUUUGUACACAACUACCCAGCUGGAAACCGCUUCGAGACAGCAACCAAUGGAAUGACUCUACAGCUUGAAGUGGGAGACCAGGUGUACAUAAGACUCAGUCAAACCAACUGGGUUCAUGAUAAUGGCGGUGGCCUCAGCACCUUCAAUGGUCAUUUGUUAUUCCCUUUGCAAUGAUUGUGGUUGCUAUCUAACCUGAUGAAAGAAGGCUACACAUUUUCCACUCUUAUAAUUACAGAAUAACAAUUGCCUAUAAGUGAUCAAUCACUGUGAUGUGGGUACUUUGAUAACCGUCAAUCAGUUUAUUUUAUGUUUGCCAUUAUGUGACGUUAUUAAUAAAAUUACGUUUAAAAUCUGCAAUCUUUUUUCAUAUGUUACAAAACUUGAGAUAAACAUUCAUUCAAAACAAUGUCAACCCAUUUAGAACCAUACUGUACUUCAGAGUAAAAAUCACAUUUCCUUAUUUUUCACUUUGUAGUCACUGCACACAAGUGUACAUGUUUAAAAACAUUCAAACAUUUAAUAUUAUUAUUACAGACUGAUACAGGCAGUUCUGAAUGUUUAUUCAAUGUAAACUAUUGGUUGUUUAUUGUCAACGUGAAAUUAGCUUCACUCUGUGCAAAGUCCAAAAGCAUAAAACAGGUCGCCAGCAAUAAACUCUCAGCACGCAAUUAGGUGUCCUUUA
Pungitius pungitius (ninespine stickleback) is the source of this 1175-nucleotide messenger RNA. RefSeq names its product cerebellin-4-like. The transcript is spliced from 3 exons. The record is from RefSeq and is a predicted model, not a curated record. The coding region runs from base 20 to 667 and encodes 215 amino acids. NCBI's taxonomy places the organism in Eukaryota, Metazoa, Chordata, Actinopteri, Perciformes, Gasterosteidae. Gene Ontology annotation, molecular function: protein binding.